AUGUUUUUUUCAAAGCUAUUUAAUAAAAACUAUAUAAAAAAUAUGUCAAGCCAAAUUAUUAAAGAAAAUGUUCAAGCAUCAAUGCUUCUUUCUGCAGUUGGUGAUUCAAUGGGAUAUCGUAAUGGGAAAUGGGAAUUUGAAAAAAGUACAAAAAGCAUAUUAGAUAGUUAUGAAAAAUUAGGAGGUUAUAAAAAUAUAGAAAUUAAUGAUAGGGAUUGGAGAUUAUCAGAUGACACUAUUAUGCAUAUUGCUACAGCCAUUGCUAUCACUAGACCAACUAAUACAGAUAACGAAUCAAUUUGUAAAGAAAUGGCAACAGCAUAUAUUAGAUCAAUGGAGGAUAUGGGUGGUAGAGCACCAGGUAUUCAAUGCAUUAACUCUGUUCAAUUGAUGACACCUGGUAUGAAAAGUAAACUCUAUAAAUGGGACGAGAUACCAUACUCUGCAACUGCCGGUGGCUGCGGUGGAUCGAUGAGAUCCAUGUGCAUUGGUUUAAAAUACUCUGGCGAAGAGCAAUUGGAUGAUCUUAUUGAACUAUCCAUUGAAAGUGGUAGAAUUACACAUAAUAACCCAGUUGGUUUUUUAGGUGCAAUGGUUUCAGCAUUGUUCACAUCAUACGCCAUUAGAAAUAUCGAGCCAAAAGAAUGGGGCACCAAGUUAAUGGUCGAGGCUCUACCAAAGGCCAAAGAGUAUUUAGAAAAAACAUCAAACAAUACAAAUAGAUCAAUGGAGGACUAUGAAAAGGGUUGGAAUUACUUUUUGACCGCUUGGAAAAGCUAUUUAAAAACCAGAAAGAUCCCAGUCGAUUUAAAUGAAAAAAAGAAAUUUGAAGAUGAUAAAAUCGAAUAUCCAGUAUUCCCAAAAGAGUGGUCAAGUGAUUGUAGUGUUAGAGAUAAAUACUACUCGUCCAUUUCAUUCUCUGGAUGGUGGGGUUCGAGUGGUCACGAUAGCACCAUCAUUGCCUACGAUGCAUUAUUAGCUUCUGGUAACAGUUGGGAGGAUAUGAUCAAAUACUCAAUACUCCAUGGUGGUGAUAACGACUCUACCGGUGCCAUUGGUGGAGCUUUCUUUGGCGCAUUGUAUGGUCUCAAUGGUGUACCCGAGGUCAACUACAAAUCACUCGAAUAUAGAAAAGUAAUUGAAGGUUUAUCAAAAGCAUUAGUAAAAUCAAUCCAAGAGUAUCAAAUCGAACAGGAACAAAAAAAAAAUUAA
Molecule: messenger RNA, 1212 nt
Organism: Dictyostelium purpureum
Lineage: Eukaryota; Evosea; Eumycetozoa; Dictyosteliales; Dictyosteliaceae
Exons: 2
Coding region: 1-1212 (403 amino acids)
Source: RefSeq, a predicted model, not a curated record